Lachancea nothofagi CBS 11611 is the source of this 831-nucleotide messenger RNA. The record is from the annotation of a GenBank genome assembly. Lineage: Eukaryota; Fungi; Ascomycota; Saccharomycetes; Saccharomycetales; Saccharomycetaceae.
AUGGGCUGGUUCUGGGCUGAAUCUGGGAAUGGAAAUCUAACUCUUACGCAGGCUUGUACCAAAAAAGUCAAUGAAGAGGCUCUUAAAUGUCCUGUGGAUCACUUAAAGGCCCUGAAAGGGAAGUCCGUGGAAGGUUGUCCCGUCAUGCAUAACAGCAAGCCACAAGAUGGGCUGAACCCGUUAAAUCACAUCCCUGCUAAUCUUUCGCUUGAAAAACAGACCGGCCAAAAAUUGGAUCUGCCAAAAGAUCGGACCGUUAGCUCGAUCCCCAAAGGUAGCUUACAAUCAGAAGAUUUCUGGGAGUAUCCUUCUCCUCAACAAAUGUACAACGCCAUGGUUCGCAAGGGCAAGAUCGACCCCAACACGGGGGAAGAAAUUCCUGAAGAUGCCGUCGAAUCCAUGGUGUUUGUACAUAACUUUCUCAACGAAGGUUGCUGGCAGGAGAUUCUAGAUUGGGAAAAGAAAUACACAGAGAAAUUUGGCGUGGAGCCCAAAUUGUUGCAGUUCAUGGGUAAACCCUCUCAGCUCUCUCCCAGAGCUCGUUGGUUCAGUAUCCUAGGUUCAGUAUUCCCCUCUCAGUUUUCCAAGGAGCUUCCCUUUGACAGACAUGACUGGACUGUUCUUAGACCAGACCCCACAUCUUCCGAAACCGAAAACCCUGGCUUCAAGAAAGUUCGCUAUGUGAUCGAUUUCUAUGGAGGUCCAGAUGAUGAAGAAGGCCUACCCACAUUCAACCUCGACGUCCGUCCCGCUUUGGAUAACUUGACUAACGCUAAGGAUAGAUUUGCUCGCUGGACAGAACCUAUCAUCUCUGAAUAUUUUGGCAGUUAG